Molecule: messenger RNA, 1880 nt
Organism: Ceutorhynchus assimilis (cabbage seed weevil)
Lineage: Eukaryota; Metazoa; Arthropoda; Insecta; Coleoptera; Curculionidae
Source: the annotation of a GenBank genome assembly
AAAAAUGUAGCCAUGAAAGACAGAUGCCACCAAUGAAGUGCGACAAAAACAGGUAUUCCCUCCGCAGCAGCGGCACUAGGCUUCAGUUUGGAGUUGUGGAUUGUGAAUUUUCAAUAAUUCUCAUUAGCAAACUAGGUAAUAGCUAAAAAUGAGUUCCAAGAAAAAUCGUACCCGCGAUAGUUCAUCCUCAUCGAAUUCGAGUAGGGCCUCUUCUCCUGAUUCAAGGAAAAAACAUGGAAAACAUUCUAAAUCCCAUGAAAAGCGCCAAGAAAAGAAUAAACCUAGAGAAUCUGGAAGAACAAGGAGGAGUGUGUCGAAGGAACAAGUAAGAGAACCAUCUAAGUAUAGAAGAAGUAGAUCUAGGUCUAAUGAAAGACAAGCUAAGCAUAGGAAUAGAUCUAGAUCCAGGAAUGAGUCCCAAUCCAGAGAUAAUAGGUCUCGUUCAAGGGAAGCCAGACGUUAUAAUGAUAGAGAUAACAGAGCUGGUGGGUCUAGACAUGAUAGAGGGAAUCACAGAGAUUUCAGAGAUAGAUCCAGAAAUAAUCAAAAUGAUGGGAGAGAUUUUAGAAGGAAUGAUAAUAGAAGAAGAAGAAAUAGUCCUUCAUUUGACCAUGCAAAUGCCAAAUGGGGCAAAGGAGAAGAUAAUCCCAAAGAUAAAAAAAAGCAAGAGAACAAGGCGAAGCCUGAUUUUGGCUUGUCAGGGAAAUUGACCGAAGAAACUAACACUUACAAAGGAGUUGUGAUCAAAUACAGUGAACCUCCAGAAGCAAGAAAACCAAAGAGAAGAUGGAGACUUUAUCCAUUUAAGGGCGAUAAGGCCUUGCAAACUUUGUAUAUUCACAGAGAAAGUGCUUAUCUUAUAGGGAGAGAUAGGAAAGUAGUGGAUCUUGCUGUGGAUCAUCCUUCUUGCUCUAAACAACACGCUGCUUUACAGUAUAGACUGGUACCUUUUACUAGAGAUGAUGGAUCUAGUGGGAAAAGAGUUCGCCCCUACAUAAUCGAUCUAGAAUCCGCAAAUGGUACAUUUCUCAACAACAAUAAAAUCGAAGCAAAAAAAUAUGUGGAGCUUCUUGAACGUGAUGUUUUGAAAUUUGGAUUCAGUUCCAGAGAAUAUGUUUUGCUGCACGAGAACAGUAAAGAUGAAACGAUGGAUGAUGACGUGAAAGUAGAAGAUGAAGAGGUCAAAAAGGAAUUGGAAAUUACUGAUGUUAAAGAAGAAGAGGCAGCAUUGAUUUAGAAAAUAUGCGGCAUUCGAUAUCCCAGCAAACACUGUAAAGCAUGACAAAAAUGACAAGUUAGUACACAUGCACCAGACAAUAAUAUAAACGUUAGUACACAGAUUGUAUUAUAAACCAAGAUUAGGUAAUUGAAUCAAUGAGUUUUUAGCAAACAAAAAUAACAAAUAUUUAUUGCUUUUAGAAUUUUUCUAACUUAUUUUGUAACAAAAUGCAACAUCUCAAACUUCAAAAUCCUACUUACGAUCUGGAACAGUACUUAUGUACUGAGAAUGGGCCCCAGUUGUAGGAUUCCUCAGAUGCUCCCUAUGAGACUGAUCCAAUACUUCCAGACAAUACUUAAAUGUAGGUCUUUGUUCAGAUUCAAGUUCCCAACAUUUAAUCAUCAAUUUAUACCUGAAGAAAAUAGAAUUGUUGAUAAAAACGCAUUCAGUUAAUAAGGUUGAAACUUACAAGUCGUCUGGACAAUCUGUAGGCUUUCCCAAUCUUCCACCUCCUCGCACAUAGUGCAAAACUUCUAAAUUACUUCUUGCUUGAUAAGGCUGCUGCCCCAAAGUCAUUAUUUCCCAUAAUAAUACUCCAAAGGCCCAUACAUCUGAUUGGCAUGUGAAUACACCAUCUAGAAGCGAUUCUGGAGCCAUCCAC